AAAGAGCGCACGUCAUUGGCAGCGUUGCCAGAUUUCUUCGAAUUGCCGGGCGCAAAAAUAUUAUUUACUGUGUGGUGAAGUGUUAUUUUGAAAUAUUGUGCGAGUUUUUGUGAGAUUACUGUGUAAAUUAAAACUUUAGUUUGUUGUCAAUCGAAGAAACAAUGAAGGUUUUCGGAAUUUUUGUCGUGGUUUGCUUGGCUUUUGCCUCAGCCCGGUUAACAUGUGAACACAAAACACCCAAAAUCCCAGAUGACUGGAUCGACAUGUCCAGCAUUUGCGUGAAAAGAAUCAGGUCGCACGUGACUGAAGAACUUAAAGCCGCCAUGCAGUACAUGGCUAUGGGAGCCCAUUUUUCGAAAGACGUAGUCAACAGACCCGGGUUUGCCAAACUGUUCUUUGAAGCUGCUAGUGAGGAAAGAGAACACGCCAUCAAACUGAUCCAUUACCUUUUGAUGAGAGGUCAAUUGACCUCUGGAGUCAGUGACAUGAUCAAAAGAAACCUUGCACCUUCAACUAUCAUUUGGAGUGAUGGAGCAUCUGCUAUCAGAGACGCUCUACAACUUGAAGCCUCUGUUACCAAGAAGAUCAGAGAACUUAUCAAAACUUGUGAAGGUGAACCAACCUUCAACGAUUAUCAUCUGGUUGAUUACCUCACUGGAGAUUUCCUCACUGAACAAUACGAAGGACAAAGAGACCUUGCCGGUAAAUUGUCAACCUUGGAGAAACUCAUGGACUCUCACGGUGCUCUUGGCGAGUUCCUCUUUGAUAAAAAAUUGCUGUAAAUACAAUUCAAACAUUUGAGUAUUUAAGACCUAUUUAACCUUCAAAUACAGAUUCAUACUUAAGAAUGUCUAAUUUUAUAGGAACAAGAUUUGAUUUGAAUCUAGUGUAUAGGUUUAAUCAGUUUGUGAUAAGGUGUAGAUUUUAAAUGUAUUCAUCUUUCGAUUAUGUGCGAAUUUUGUUAGUAUAAAGUUGAAUAAAGGUAUUUUUACAAAACUA
Messenger RNA from Sitophilus oryzae (rice weevil), 999 nucleotides. Its product is annotated as ferritin subunit-like. Gene Ontology annotation, biological process: iron ion transport; intracellular iron ion homeostasis. The transcript has 5 exons. Bases 162 to 782 code for a protein of 206 amino acids. Gene Ontology annotation, molecular function: ferric iron binding; ferrous iron binding. Gene Ontology annotation, cellular component: cytoplasm. The record is from RefSeq and is a predicted model, not a curated record. Lineage: Eukaryota; Metazoa; Arthropoda; Insecta; Coleoptera; Curculionidae.